CAGUUUGUCAAAUUUUAUAGCCAUUUUGAGCUAAGCGAGAAUAGACGCUUUGAAUUGACGGCUGACGCUUACUCAUUGGUUUUCGCGGGGUUUACCGGCAGAAUAAAAUCUAAUUAAGGGAUUGUUAUAUUAAAUCAAAAGAAAUCCUUUUAACCCUAUUCCAAAAUGACGAUCGGAAAGAAUAAUAAAAUGCAACAGCAUAUCAAUUAUAGAGUUAGAGUAAUAUUACAAGAUUCUCGAACAUUUAUUGGAACUUUUAAAGCUUUCGAUAAACAUAUGAAUUUGAUAUUAGGAGAUUGUGAAGAAUUCAGAAAAAUUAAGUCCAAAAACUCAAAAGCGCCGGACCGCGAAGAAAAGCGAACUCUAGGAUUUGUACUUCUACGUGGAGAGAAUAUAGUAUCUAUAACCAUUGAAGGACCACCUCCUCCAGAAGAAGGUUUGCCCCGUGUACCAUUGCCGGGUGCUAUUGGUGGCCCAGGAGCUGGUAGAGCGGCUGGACGCGGAGCAGGAUUUGGAGGACCACCGCCUGGACUUCAAGGUCCAGCUAGAGGUGUUGGAGGACCAUCACAACAGCAUAUGGCUCCAGGAGGCCGUGGGCAAAUGUCAGCUCCUCCUCAGAUGCGAGGAGGCCCUAUGAUGGGAGGUCCCCCGCCUGGCAUGAUGGGUGCACCACCAGGAAUGGGACGAGGUGGACCAGGGCGUGGGCCACCUAUGCGUCGUUAUUGAAGUGGUUAUAUUUAAAUAAAUUAGGUUUACUUUAAAUUUGACUUUUAAAUGAUUGAACAUUUUUUUAAAUCUGUGAGUUAUGUGACUGUCUGUAAUGAGUGUUCUGUAUAAUAAUGUUGUACAAGGCAA
Molecule: messenger RNA, 855 nt
Organism: Leptidea sinapis
Lineage: Eukaryota; Metazoa; Arthropoda; Insecta; Lepidoptera; Pieridae
Gene: SmB
Product: small nuclear ribonucleoprotein-associated protein B
Exons: 2
Coding region: 166-726 (186 amino acids)
Biological process (GO): mRNA splicing, via spliceosome
Cellular component (GO): U5 snRNP; U1 snRNP; cytoplasm
Molecular function (GO): RNA binding
Source: RefSeq, a predicted model, not a curated record